AUGCCUUCUACUCGCGUACCUCGUGCUACUAUCCACCAUGUUCCUCUGGAAGUACUGGAUGAUAUCCUCGAGCAAGCGUUCCCGCCCGAGGACAAUCCUCUACGGUUCAGCCAUGUGUGCCAGCUCUGGUACAGACGUUGCCAACGCCCCACCUUGUGGACAUCCCUGUCCACCGAGCAUUCGACCGUCGCUAUGAUGGACGAAUCGAUCAUCCGCUCUGGCACGAAGCUGCUCGACGUCCGGAUAACCACAGCUCGCCGCAAUAGACGCCCGAAGAUACGCCACCUGGUGUGGAUCGCGAUGCAAUACAUUCAUCGCAUCAGGAGCCUGCAAUGCAGCGCGGUGGGGUCCGAUCUCGCGAUAGCCUGCGAAAGCAUGUCUUUCGCGACUGGCUGGGUAUUCGCGCCUCAACUACGCAAACUCGACGUCAAAGUUCGUGGCUUCAACCCCCUCCUUCACUGGCUUGGUUCUGUACUCGCGCCCGCUCUCGAGAAAGGCUACAUAUACGACGGCGGGGCCACCGCGUACAAGUUCCUUGACCUAUGGAGAGGUUCUUGCCUCCGGGUUGUCUCCCUUGAGAUCAUUCAUGGGUUCGCGAUCGAAGAGCUGCUUCAACUGCUCGGUGCAUGUCCCGGCUUGCGAAACCUGGGACUGCAUUGCGGCAAGCUCACACGAUCUGCUACAAGUCAAAUCCGCCGAACUUCGCCUGUCGCGUUGUCCAAGCUGGUCUAUCUGGCCGUGGCGAUGUCUGUCAAAGACUUGACCGACUUUCUCGACAGUUUGGACAUAGGGGCGCUGGCGCAGAUCUAUAUCAUGCCGGAGGCAGAAGAAGACGACGUACAUGGACGGGCCAUACAUCCUCAUGAAGAUCAAACUAGACGGCUCAUGUCCUCCAUCCUGCGUAUCCUCAACCCCGCCCUGUAUCGUGGUCAUUGCACCUCCAUCUCAUUGAGGGAGCGGUUGACCUUUGGUGGAACCGUGCCGUCGCCCGAACCCAACGACUAUUUUGCCGACGGUGAGAUCGCGAUGAUCGGGUUCUCCAGUUCCUUCGGCCGAGGGGAUGGUUUACUCGACUUCGCAAGGGAGAUGAUGUUUGCUGUCAUCGCCGGACAUUCAACUUUGCGGACGGUAGAUGUGUCGGUUCCUGUUUUGGAUCACGAUGGAGGCUGGAUCCUACAGCGCGAAUACCCUAUCAACGUGACUCGAGCCGCUUUUGCGGAGAGGGAGGGCAGUACUGUUGCUGCUCUCUUCUCUCCAGAGUCAUGGUCGGAUACUUGUGGUAUACCUUUACCGGCGUUGACUUUGGUCAGUCUGCGUUGCGUUUCGGAUGCACUGUCACGACCAGCCACCUUGCUAGCAAUUUCAAGUUGCCUUCGACGCUUCCGAGCCAAGGCGGGAAACAGCUUCCGAUUUGCACUCGUCGCUCAAGAGGUGCAAGGCAACCUCAUAUGGGAGGAUGGUACAUCUACCGGAUAUUGGGCGGUGGAUGCAGAGACACCCGCCACGCCGUCGAUCAUCGUUUACCAACACGACCUUGACGUACCUGCACGACCCGACUUGAGCGCCCUGAGUGUUCCCAGGGUUAACACCAGUGUGACGUGGACGAUGGAUCAGGAGGUGGAUGGAAGCUGGGAUUUUCCUACUUUCUACUAG
Peniophora sp. CBMAI 1063 is the source of this 1653-nucleotide messenger RNA. The record is from the annotation of a GenBank genome assembly. Lineage: Eukaryota; Fungi; Basidiomycota; Agaricomycetes; Russulales; Peniophoraceae.